Molecule: messenger RNA, 1153 nt
Organism: Theobroma cacao (cacao)
Lineage: Eukaryota; Viridiplantae; Streptophyta; Magnoliopsida; Malvales; Malvaceae
Product: proteasome subunit alpha type-5
Biological process (GO): proteasome-mediated ubiquitin-dependent protein catabolic process
Cellular component (GO): proteasome core complex, alpha-subunit complex; proteasome core complex
Source: RefSeq, a predicted model, not a curated record
AGAAGACCUUUACAAAAAGCACGAGCUUCUCUGUCUUCGCUCGGCUGCUCUUUCUCUCUCAGACACUCAUUCACAAAGUUUUGUUAGAUCUACUUCUAAUCGAUCCAACAUGUUCCUCACCAGGACUGAGUAUGAUCGUGGGGUGAACACAUUUUCUCCUGAGGGUAGAUUGUUCCAGGUGGAGUAUGCAAUUGAGGCUAUCAAGCUGGGUUCAACUGCAAUUGGGAUAAAGACGAAAGACGGUGUCGUGCUGGCUGUUGAGAAGCGUAUUACUUCACCACUGUUGGAACCCAGCAGUGUUGAGAAGAUUAUGGAAAUUGAUGCGCAUAUAGGAUGUGCCAUGAGUGGGUUGAUUGCUGAUGCACGUACACUUGUUGAACAUGCACGAGUUGAGACUCAGAACCACAGAUUCUCAUAUGGUGAGCCAAUGACUGUGGAGUCCACAACACAAGCUCUUUGUGAUUUGGCCCUUCGAUUUGGUGAAGGAGAUGAAGAAUCCAUGUCUCGACCAUUUGGGGUGUCUCUUCUCAUUGCUGGUCAUGAUGAGAAUGGGCCAAGCUUAUACUAUACUGAUCCCUCUGGCACAUUUUGGCAAUGCAAUGCCAAAGCUAUAGGUUCAGGUUCUGAAGGCGCAGACAGCUCUUUGCAAGAGCAAUAUAACAAGGACCUAACUCUUCAAGAAGCUGAAACAAUUGCUCUGUCCAUUUUAAAGCAAGUAAUGGAAGAAAAGGUAACUCCCAACAAUGUUGAUAUUGCCAAGGUAGCACCAACAUACCAUCUAUACACCCCUUCUGAGGUGGAAGCUGUCAUUACCCGUCUAUGAGAAUACUUGGUCAUAAUCAAUCUUCGCAUGCAAGAACUGCCUUUCCUUUCAUAAUUAUGCAUGAGUUGGGGAAGAGGCUUGUAUUUGUUUCUUUUUGGUGUGGCAUUAAACUAAUCUACACUUCAGUUGGAUGAUUUAGUUACACCUGAUCAGAAAAGAACCUUUUAAUUGGAUUUCCUUGCAUUCUCAAAUUCUAGCUUGUGGUUACCGAAUUUGCAUUAUUGCUUUCUAGAGUCAUUGUUUGGCCCUCAUUUUUGUGGAAUAGCAAGAAUGAUAAGUAUAGAGGGUAAACUUGAUUGCUUUGAUGUUGGUAAAGGAGCUUUGAUGGUU